This is a messenger RNA of Loxodonta africana (African savanna elephant), 1972 nucleotides long. RefSeq names its product quinoid dihydropteridine reductase (gene QDPR). Bases 472 to 1218 code for a protein of 248 amino acids. The record is from RefSeq and is a predicted model, not a curated record. Gene Ontology annotation, cellular component: cytoplasm. The transcript is spliced from 7 exons. Lineage: Eukaryota; Metazoa; Chordata; Mammalia; Proboscidea; Elephantidae. Gene Ontology annotation, biological process: L-phenylalanine catabolic process; tetrahydrobiopterin biosynthetic process. Gene Ontology annotation, molecular function: NADH binding; NADPH binding; 6,7-dihydropteridine reductase activity.
CCCUCUUCGCGCCCUGGAGUGGUGCUUGCACGCCCAUGCACGCGUCUACGCAGGUUUUUCUGCCCACGAGUGCGUGGCCUUUGCUCUGUAAUAUGUGGGAUGAUGGUGGGUUGCUCUCAGCCUCAGCCAGGCCCAGAAAGGCGGACCGGACCGGACACAGGUCCAGAGAGGGUGGGAGAGGAGGAGCGGAGGUGAGCGGACUAGGAGAGAGUAUAAAAAGAAAGUUCUGGAAUUACAUUGGUCUGGCUCAGGUUACUGUUCCUGUGACCGUGAGCUGGUUACUUCAUGCGCAGAGCCUCAUUUCCACACCUGUAAAAUGGGCAUAAUGAUAGCGUUUACCCCAAGCCAGAGUUGUGAGGAUUAAAUGAGAUAACUGGUGUCAUUGCACUCAAUUUCCUGACAUGUGAUAAAAGCUGUUUAAAUUUAGCUACAGUAAAACCUGUGGAAGGCGGAACCUGUCAGAGAAGGAAAAUGCAAAUAUAUUCCACUAACGGGGAACGAUUGAAAAGUGGUAAGAUUGCACCCUGUCAAAGAUGGAAAACUUGUGAGACCUGGAAAAACAAGACAAUCCUGUGGCGUUCUGCUCUCUGGGUCGCCAGCAUCGACGUGGUGGAGAAUGAAGAGGCCAGUGCUAAUGUCGUCGUUAAGAUGACAGACUCAUUUACUCAGCAGGCUGACCAGGUGACUGUGGAGGUUGGAAAACUCCUGGGUGAAGAGAAGGUGGACGCAAUCCUUUGUGUGGCUGGAGGAUGGGCUGGGGGCAAUGCCAAGUCCAAGUCUCUCUUUAAAAACUGUGACCUGGUGUGGAAGCAGAGCAUAUGGACGUCUACCAUAUCCAGCCACCUGGCCACCAAGCAUCUCAAGGACGGAGGCCUGCUGACCUUGACUGGUGCCAAGGCUGCCCUGGAUGGGACCCCUGGGAUGAUCGGCUACGGCAUGGCCAAGGGUGCCGUGCAUCAGCUGUGCCGGAGCCUCGCGGGAAAAAACAGUGGCAUGCCAUCGGGCUCGGCCGCCAUCGCUGUGCUCCCGGUUACCCUGGAUACCCCGAUGAACAGGAAAUCCAUGCCUGAGGCCGACUUCAGCUCUUGGACACCCUUAGAAUUCCUGGUUGAAACCUUCCACGAGUGGAUAACAGGGAAAAACCGACCGAGCUCGGGAAGCCUCAUCCAGGUGGUAACCACGGGAGGAAAGACAGAGCUUACGCCAGCACGUUUUUAAGGUUCAUCUCAGUGCCUGUGAGGGGCCUGCCAAACAGAUGGUCACAACUGGCCCUGUGUUUUCUGUAAUCCUGUUCGUGGUAUGAGAUAAAUUUUUGUUGUUGUCUAAUAUACAUUUGAGUCCUGUUGGUGUAGUGGUUAAGAGUUAUGGCUGCUAACCAAAAGGUCGGCAGUUUGAAUCCACCAUUCACUCACUGGAAGCCCUGUGGGGUAGUCCUACUCUGUCCUAUAGGGUUGCUAUGAGUCAGAAUCGACUCCACGGCAAUGGGUUUUUUUGGAAUGUGCGUUUGCUCUCCCAAGACAGUGUGAAAUGUUUAUGGGAAAUAAAAACGGGCGAGGGUGGAGGCUCGCGAAUGGCAUCCACCAGUGCUCACUGUUUAAGCUCUGGAGGUCUGUGAAUGGCCCGUUUGUAAGGGUGUCAGAUCCUGUUUGUUUAUCUGCCCCUUACAGUGGCUGCUGUCUUGAUUAGCUCAACGAUUUGUUGGUAUGGGGCCGCUUGGAGGCUGAGUUAUUUUUAAAUGUUAUGUUUAUGCCAUAGAUGUAGUUUUUGCAGCCUUGAGUGAAACUGCCUUAAAACUCCUCUAGCAGUGUAAGCAAAACCCAGUGGACUCUGUCCCCGUGUCCUUCUUCUGUACAGCUGCCAAGUGUCCCCUGGCCAAGGGCUAAGGCCUCGUGUGUGCGAAAGAAGUUCUUGUGAUUAUUUGAAGUUUUUCCACCUAAUAAAUGCACUUCAUUUAUUGUGCUGUGUUCUCUAA